AUAGACAUACACAUACAACAACCUUAAUUUUUUGGCAUAUAUUGACAAAAAUUGCUAACAAAGCAUGUAAUAAGUUCCCACACAGCAUCUCCAUUUUUUUUCUUAUAAAUAAAUAAAUUUCUCCUCUUUUUGGUACCAACCAAACUCUCCAAGAUUCUAUUCUAACAGAAAAAAGGGCCAAUUAAUUUCUCAAAUUUUAAACACACACACACACACACACCAAAAAAAAUGUCUAAGAAAUUAGAACAAAGUUGCAGCAGACAACAAAGAUGGUCUCUCCAUGGCAUGACAGCUCUAGUCACUGGUGGCACAAAAGGAAUUGGGUACGCCAUAGUCGAGGAGCUUGCCGGUUUUGGCGCGAACAUUUACACGUGCUCGAGAAACAAAAUCGAGCUCGACGAAAGGCUUAAAGAAUGGGAAGACAAAGGGUUUAAGGUCAAAGGUUUUGUUUGUGAUUUGACUUCAAGAACACAAAGAGAGGAUCUUAUGAGAAAUGUUUCUAUAGCUUUUGAUGGCAAGCUCAAUAUUUUGGUAAACAACGCCGGAAUGACUAUAUUGAAGCGAACUUCCGACCACACGGCCGAUGAUUUUGGUCGGAUUAUUGGAACAAAUUUGGAGGCACCUUUUCAUAUUUCUCAAUUGAGUUAUCCUAUGCUUAAAGCUUCUAAAUUAGGAAACAUUGUGUUUAUAUCCUCUGUGGCUGGCUCCAUUGCACUUCCUGCACUCUCUGCUUAUGCUGCAUCUAAAGGUGCUAUAAAUCAACUGACCAAGAAUUUGGCCUGCGAAUGGGCCAAAGACAAUAUUCGGACAAAUACUGUGGCACCUUUUGGCGUUCGAACAGAUACUAUCAAACAUCAACAUGAGGACACGGACCCAUCAAUUCUGGAGAUGUUUGGACCGAUAAUGGGCCGGACCCCACUGGGCCGGAUGGCGGAACCCGAAGAGGUGUCUUCGCUGGUGGCCUUUCUAUGCCUGCCGGCGGCUUCUUACAUCACCGGCCAGGUUAUUCAUGUUGACGGCGGCUUUACAGCUGGCAGCUACUAGCAGCAAUUUCAUUUUUUUUUCUCCAUUUUAAUUUUCUUUCCGUGUAAUUUAAGACUUACCACACUCUUUAUGUUUAAACUAUUUUCAUUAAAAAAAAAUUUGAUUUUUAUUUAAUUAAAUUUAAAUAAUCACCAUUAGUAGCCGACUGAUACAAUUAUUAUCUUCAAUAGCAAAACUUAUGAAUCUCUAGAGAUAUUAUUCGAGUAGAGUUUAAGCUUGUGAUAAAAUAACCAGCUCAGUUCAAGUUCGGCUUGACAAAAAGCUUAGUCCGAC
Striga asiatica is the source of this 1317-nucleotide messenger RNA. The record is from the annotation of a GenBank genome assembly. Lineage: Eukaryota; Viridiplantae; Streptophyta; Magnoliopsida; Lamiales; Orobanchaceae.